This is a messenger RNA of Aspergillus fumigatus Af293, 948 nucleotides long. RefSeq lists its product as uncharacterized. The transcript is spliced from 2 exons. Lineage: Eukaryota; Fungi; Ascomycota; Eurotiomycetes; Eurotiales; Aspergillaceae. Bases 1 to 948 code for a protein of 315 amino acids. The record is from RefSeq and is a predicted model, not a curated record.
AUGGCAGUGAGAGCAGGUAGGCAGAUGAGCUACCAGCAGCUAUUCCAUGUCAGUCCUGCAACCGGUGAAUACCAGUACUGCGGAGAACAAGAUUUCCUUAGAGUCCUUGACAGUGAAUAUCAUGCCUUGGAGGAAGACACAAGUGGCUGUAGAAGCCAGUACAUUAUCAUUUCGAAUGUUGACGAGCAAACAUUUUCAGAGACUUUUUCUCAUCCAUGCAAAAAGCUCUUCACCAGUUCAUUUUUCGAGUAUAUUCCAGGUCUUGCUCUACUUCUUGUCAGGAUGACUUCAGCAGCUCAUGAGCAAGGGUACAACGCCCUCCAUUCUAUGAUCACCCGCAAGUGUGCGUUUAUGAACGGGCUAGACUUGCAGCUAAGUGUGAUGGGCCACGUCGCGAUUACAUCGAACGGGCGCACGAAGAAAGCCGACCAGACGUACCGUCCCGUCGUCGUUCCGCAACCACGUUCUGACCACUGGCCUACAGUGGUGAUACAAUGCGCGUACUCUCAGCCAAGGUCAAAGCUCGCGAAUGACGCCCGCUGGUGGUUGCUGGAAGCAGGUGGUGACGUGAAAACUGUUCUUACCAUUCUUGUUCACCAAACAAGAAGAGAAGUCGUCGAAAAAUGGGAAUUGAUCCCGCGGGAGACAAGACAGGGUCAAAACAAGAAGGUCCCUGAAAUAACCCGGCGGGUUGUUAUGUCCCAGAAGACAGACAACGAUCCCAUUCGCGUGACUGGAUACCCUCUAACUCUACCUUUCGAGCACUUGUUCCUUCGGCCCGCCAAUCCUGGCGAAGGGGACAUUGUCCUGGAUGAAUCGGAUCUGGAAACCAUCGCUACAUUAACCUGGAGGGAUCGCCUGAAUAUCACUUAUCUUCGCUAUGGGAUGGGAAGCGAGCGACGACUGAAAAUGUAUUACAUUGCGCAAUUGAAUGGAAGGGAAGAAUAG